AUGAAACAAAAAAAUAACUUAACUGCAGUCAAUCCACAAUGCAAUGCUAUAACAAGUUGUUUCUCUGAUCUUGUCAUUUCUGAAGCCAUUUAUGAUGUGCUUAUUGAAUUUCUUCAGAAUGUUUCAAAUGUGACAGAAAAUAACCAAGUUAUCAAUCUGGUGCAAGGAAAAUUUUUUCUCAGCCGGAAAUCAAAACUUUAUAUCCGACCCUGCUGGCAUCAACUUCUUCAACUUGUGUUGAAUUGUGAAAGUCCUCGUGUCUAUAUUGGUGGAACUCCUGGUUGUAGCAAAACAUGCUUUGGUGAUUUUCUUAUUACUGAAUUGAUCAAGAGAAAUCAUACAGUUGUCAUUCAAACUGUUCGUAAUCCAGAUACCCUAUACAUUUGUCAAAAUGGAAAAGCUACCCAAGCUGGAAAAUCUGCCUCAAUAAGAGAAUUGGAAAAUUUGGACAAUUGGUACAUCUGUGAUGGAGUAAAACCAUGUUAUGCAAGAGCAAGAUCAGUUCUAAUUUCUUCCCCUAGGGAGAGUAUCAGAAAAGAAUUUAUGAAAUGGGAUGAUAAUGAUAGGAAAGAUUUGCCAAGCUUACCUGAAUGUUUCUAUAUGCCAACAUGGUCUAUUGAUGAAUUAAUGGACUGUUGUGAACGAUGUUAUCCUAAUAUAAGCAUAGACAAUCUUCGUUCAUUAUUUACAAAAUGGGGAGGUAUUCCUCGAUUUAUCUUUGCAGUUAAUGGGUCAGAUGAUGCAUUUAAUAAAGCAAUCUCCCGAACAAAUUGGCAGUUGGUAGUGGACUAUGCUGGCAAAACUGAUUGUCCUUUGGAAAUUACCCACAAAGUUGUGCACCUUUCUGUCUCAGAUGAUUUAAAACAAUACUAUGUCAUUUUUGCUUCACCAUAUGUUUCUCAGUUGAUCAUGGCUCAACUGUCAAAACAGGAAAGAAGGAAGGUAUUACAAUGGCUUGGCACAUCAGCAGGAUCACAAGUGCAAGCAUCUUUUCGAGGUUAUGUUUUUGAAGGUGUGGUUCAUAAUGAGCUAAACAAACAAAAAGUAUACUAUGUUCCAUAUGCCAAAAAUUUUGCAGCUAUUGAUUCAAUUCAAUUAUUCAAUAAUGGUCCUGACCAUUUGUACCAGUCCACUGUAUCUAAUCAUCACAAUGUGAAGAACUCUGUUGGCUCUGUCAUUCGCCUCAACAAACAAAUAGAUUUCUAUUUUGUUGUACCAAAGGAUGUCUUUCCACGUUUCAAGUAUAAUCAGAAAUUUCUUAAUGGAGAAGGUAAACCAUAUCGCAACCAACCUGAGUGGAUGCGCAACAUUACACAAUUUGCCCUAGAGAUAGAUUGGGAUGCAUAUAUUGCUUUGGGUGAAAAUGAUGAAUAG
Molecule: messenger RNA, 1374 nt
Organism: Entrophospora sp. SA101
Lineage: Eukaryota; Fungi; Glomeromycota; Glomeromycetes; Entrophosporales; Entrophosporaceae
Source: the annotation of a GenBank genome assembly